Messenger RNA from Ostertagia ostertagi, 1587 nucleotides. Lineage: Eukaryota; Metazoa; Nematoda; Chromadorea; Rhabditida; Trichostrongylidae. The record is from the annotation of a GenBank genome assembly.
GCGACAUUGAGGAACUUCGACGAACUUGGCGAUAAAGCGAAGGAUAUUGCUGUACUUAGAGAAUUUGUCAAUUCUCAUUUUAAUCCUCCGGGAUCGGAACUCGUGGAAUGGUUUCCUCGUGAUUGGGUCGACUUUCCUUCAACUUUUUUGAAUAUACACGGACUACCACCACCGAAGCAUGGGCAGCCUCCAUCAUUUACAUCGAAUUUGGAGAGAUUUAUGCCAGUAAUUCUGAGAAACUUUCUGCUGCAAUUUGUGAGAGUACGCGAUGAUGUUCGUAGACAUCAAGAUCACUAUUCUCUUCUAUAUGUACCUCAUCCUUUCAUUAUACCAGGUGGUCGGUUCAGGGAAUUCUAUUAUUGGGAUUCGUUUUGGAUAUUGAAAGGUCUCAUUUUCUCUGAAAUGUACGAAACAGCGAGAGGAAUCAUUAAAAAUCUUGCGUUUAUGGUCGAUAAGGGGGGGAUUAAAAGUGAAAUUUUUUAUACGAAUGGGUUUGUGCCAAAUGGUGGCCGUGUGUAUUAUCUCACACGUUCCCAGCCACCGCUCUUAAUACCAAUGGUGUACGACUACUUUCUCGGUACCGGCGAUUUAGAUUUUGUUCUGGAGGUGCUACCAACACUUGAGAAGGAAUAUCUGUUUUGGAUAAAACAGAGAUCUCGAAUCUACAAAGACGAGAAUGGUACAGAAAAAUUCCCAUAUUACCAAUAUAGAGCGACGCUGAAAGUCCCACGUCCAGAAUCAUACCGUGAAGAUUACGAAAUGGUUCACCACUUGAAAAGAGAUGAUAUAGAAGAGAAGACGCGUAUGUGGUCGGAAAUUGCAUCGGCAGCCGAGACAGGCUGGGAUUUUUCGACGAGAUGGUUUGCUCAAGAUGGUGAAGACAAGCAUGCAAUGAGAAGUAUUAGGACGUGGAGUAUCGUUCCAGUCGAUCUGAAUGCGUUCAUGUGUGUGAAUGCUCGAAUUUUGGCCAGUCUAUUUGAAAUCAGAGGGGACUUCAAGAAAGUGGCCUUCUAUCAACAACGUUAUGAGUUAGCAAAGCGUGAGAUGAAAGAAAUUCACUGGAAUGAAACGGAUGGAAUUUGGUACGACUACGAUUUAGAGAAAAAGACGCAUUCAAACAUCUACUAUGUGUCAAAUGCCGUGCCGCUUUACGCAAAAUGUUAUGACGAUGAAGAUGAUGUUACACCUCACAGAGUGCACCAGUACUUGAAGUCAGCAGGAGUCAUGAAUUUCACGAAAGGCUUGCCCACAUCUUUGGCCAUGGGAAGCGAGCAACAAUGGGAUAAGGAAAACGCAUGGCCACCAAUGGUUCAUAUGGUUGCUGAAAAAAUGGCUACGUCUUGGCUUUCUGUUACAUACCAAGCAUUUAUUCGGACACACGCUAUGUUCGAGAAGUACAAUGUGACAACGUUGACGGAAGAAAUGUCCGCCGGUGGUGGUGGAGAAUACGAAGUUCAGACUGGAUUUGGCUGGACAAAUGGCGUGAUUCUGGACUUACUCGACAAAUACGGCGACAAAAUGAAGGGCUCAUCAAGCAUAUCUCCACUAGCCGCACUAUGCGUAUUAGCUGUAGUUUUAUAUUUAGAC